UCUGGAAGAGUUGCUAGCAUUGAAGGUUCCUUUAAGGACUGCUAGCUUAAGGGGCUUUUUCCCCGCUUAGUCACCAAAAGAUAAUAAAUAACUUUCUAUUAACAUUUCAGAAGUAUGAACUUUAACUGUAGUUUACUGUGUGCACUUCUUUAAGCCAAGAUGACAUGAGGGAUCCUGCGACUGGAGGUGCCAUAAUGAAAGAGAUACAUGAUUUUUUUUUUUUAGUGCAAAGAUACAUGAUUUUUAGUCAUCAUUUACAUAAGAAGACAAAACUUAAGUCACUAAGGACAAAAUUUUAAUUACCACAAAUGGAAAGUAGGAGUGUGGAUUUCAAUUUGGAGAGUGUGGAUUUCACUUCCUGCAAUUUCUUGGAUAUGAUUAUAUUCUGUUAUGCUCACUUGCAUGGUUUAACUCGUGCGUUUAAUAUCGUAUAUGCAAGAGAUCUCUUCUCUCACUUAUCAUCAAAAGGAGUUCAGCCUGAUGUGAUAACAUACAAUAUAAUGAUUGAUGGACUUUGUCAUCAUGGCUUGAUAAUUGAAGCAGAAAAGUUGCUGAGAGAAAUGAGAGAGAAAGGAUGUCCUCCAGAUGGUUGGAUCUCUAAUAUUAUCAUCCGAGGGUUGUUGAAGAACAAUGAGACAUCAUGGGGUAUGGGACUUAAUCAAGAAAUGCUCGAGUGGGUUUUCUCUGCAGAUGUGUUUACUAUGGAAUUGAUUGCUGGUUUCUUGUGUAAGGAUGUAGUAGAUCCGGCUUUCUUGCCGCUGUUAAAAGUUUCUUGAUAAGUUGAUUUGAACUCCAUUAAGCUCAGGUUCCAAGAUAAUAGAGUUGGACUUCAUCGAAAGAGUUGUA
This is a messenger RNA of Fragaria vesca subsp. vesca, 846 nucleotides long. RefSeq names its product pentatricopeptide repeat-containing protein At3g22470, mitochondrial-like. The record is from RefSeq and is a predicted model, not a curated record. Gene Ontology annotation, molecular function: DNA binding. The coding region runs from base 309 to 776 and encodes 155 amino acids. NCBI's taxonomy places the organism in Eukaryota, Viridiplantae, Streptophyta, Magnoliopsida, Rosales, Rosaceae. The transcript has 2 exons.